This is a messenger RNA of Grosmannia clavigera kw1407, 318 nucleotides long. Its product is annotated as cytochrome p450 monooxygenase. NCBI's taxonomy places the organism in Eukaryota, Fungi, Ascomycota, Sordariomycetes, Ophiostomatales, Ophiostomataceae. The record is from RefSeq and is a predicted model, not a curated record. Gene Ontology annotation, molecular function: oxidoreductase activity, acting on paired donors, with incorporation or reduction of molecular oxygen; monooxygenase activity; iron ion binding. The transcript has a single exon. Bases 1 to 318 code for a protein of 105 amino acids.
AUGCCGGCAGUCCCGACUAUGAAUAACCGUGACCAUUACGGCUACGGCGCAGGUCGUCGUAUCUGCCCGGGCAUGCACCUGGCCGAGCGGGUGCAAUGGCGAGCUAUAGCGAAGAUACUGUGGGCCUUCGACAUUGUGAUGCCCAUCGAUCCGGUUACUGGAACCGCCGUCGUGCCUGAACCUGAGGCCUAUGAAGAGGGCCUCGUAUCAGGGUCCAAGCCUUUCCAGGUCGAAUUUAGGCUGCGCAGUCCGGCUCAUGAGGCAGUUAUUCUACGUGAGGUGGAGGGGAGCUUGGCCGACCUUCGCAAGUACGAGUAG